Molecule: messenger RNA, 741 nt
Organism: Closterium sp. Naga37s-1
Lineage: Eukaryota; Viridiplantae; Streptophyta; Zygnematophyceae; Desmidiales; Closteriaceae
Source: the annotation of a GenBank genome assembly
AUGGAUUACUGUCCCCGUCCUGUGCCGGUAGCAUGGGUUCCGGAACGCAACGUGCAGAAGAAAGAAACGGAGCUGGGCACCAAGUCGAGGCCGUUCGCCAACAUCUCAGGAGUGUGCCGGCGCUGCAGCGAGCAGAUCGCAUGGCGCCGCAAGUACGGCAAGUACAAGCCUCUCACCGAGCCUGCCAAGUGCCAAGCAUGUGGCAAGAGGAAUGUGAAAGACGCAUACCAUGCCAUCUGCAGAGCAUGUGCGCAGGAGAAAGGGUUGUGCCCCAAGUGCCGGCAGCCCACCAAAGAGAUCGUGCAAGAUGGAGCAGCAGUGCGGGAGAAUGAGAUGAAGCAACUAGAGGAGGCCCUCGGGAGGCUGAGGGAGAGGGAGAGGCGAAGCUUGCUGCGUGCGAUGGAGAAGGGCAAUGCAGGGGCGGCAAACAGCGUGGCAAAGAAAGCAGCGAAGAAAGCAGCAGAGGGAGACGAUAGUGAGGAGGAUGAGGAUGAUGAUGAGGAAGAUGAGUGGGAGGAAGAUGAGGGGGAGGAUGAGGGAGAGAAGGAUGAGAACGAGGGGGAGAAGGAUGAGAACGAGGGGGAGAAGGAUGAGGAGGGAGAGGAGGAUGGGGAGGAUGGGGAUGGGGAUGGGGGAGAGGCGGGGCAGGAGGAUGAGGAUGAGGAUGAUGAUAGCAAGGAUGCAAGCAAAGGUGUUGGAACAGCGGACGGUGCUGAGACUAAGAAAGACGACAACACAUGA